GGCACCGCACAACCCGCCAUUUUGAUUUCUACUUUCGCGUGCAUUGCGUCACGGCGUUAGACUAUCAUUUAUGUGAAUUAAAUUAAGUGAAAAGACGUUUUAAAGUGUAGUAGACGCAACAUAUUUUAAAUCCCAGGAAAUCAUAUGCAUACCCAAGCCAUGAACCACUACGGUAAUCAAAGAGGUUUUGGAGGGCCGCCUCAGCCUCAGAGACAGGGCGGUCGCCGUGGAGGUAAUAGAGGUGGAUUUAGAGGACCAACACGUUUUGAUCAAAAUAACCAAAACCAGAGGAAUCAAAAUCAGCCGCAAGGAGGUCAACGUCCCAAUAACGAGCCUAAGCCAGCUCCCCAAGCUGAAAAGCCCCAGCAGCAGCCGCAGGCUCCACAACAGCAACAACGUCCGCAGCAGCAGCAACAACAGCAGCGCCCGCAGCAACAACAACAGCAACAGCAGCCAAGACCGCAGCAGACACCAGCCCAGCCGGCACCGGCCGCCACACCGCAGAAGCAGGAUCCUCCGGCAGCAGCUCCGCAGCAGCAGAAACCCAACACCACCCCCAACAAGCCUGUGGCUCAGGACAGUGUUGAUAAUGUGAUUGUCAUUGAUGAUCAGCCAUCAAAGCCGGCCAACCAAAACCAGCAGAAGAACAUGAAUGGUAACUUCGGAGGCAACAAGCAAGGUGGCUGGCAGGGCGGAAACAAGCAAGGUGGCAACUUUAACCAAGGCGGCAACUUCCAACAUGGACCAAACCAGGGCCCGGGUGGUAAAUUUGGUGGCAAUAAGAAUUUCGGCCAGGGCGGUCAAGGAGGACCUUUUGGACAGAACAAGGGAGGCCCUGGUGGCCCGGGUGGCCCAGGUGGCCCAGCCCGGAAUCAGCAGAGGCAAAGCCGAGGGCCCAUGCUGGAUAGUCAGGGAAAGCCAGUACAGAGAGAGGAACAAAUGCUUGCCAAUAAGUUGAAGGAUCUGGUGGGACCACUAGUUGACUUGCCCCCCCUAGACCAGACCGAACUCAAAUUCAACGGCAGGAGCCGUCUGUACAUUGGCAACUUCACAUCAGAUAUGACCGAAGAAGAAAUACUGGGCUUGUUCGCUCCCUAUGGAGAGACUUCAGAAUUGUUCCUUAACAAGGAGAAAAACUUUGGAUUUAUUAAAGUGGACUACAGAGUAAACGCAGAGAAAGCAAAGCGCGAGUUAGACGGCAAAAUGCGUAACGGCCGAACAUUGAGAGUCAGAUUCGCGCCCCACAACAGCGCAGUUCGCGUCAAGAACCUGCCGCCCUUCGUGUCCAAUGAGCUUCUGUACCGCGCCUUCGAGAUCUUCGGCAAGAUCGAGAGGGCCUACGUGAAGGUGGACGAGCGCGGGAAAUCCAUCGGUGAAGGCGUGGUGGAGUACGCUAGGAAGCCUAGCGCUUUGGCGGCUAUUCGCAACUGCACUGAGCGAUGCUUCUUCCUGACAUCGUCGCUACGGCCAGUAAUUGUGGAAAGCUUUGAGGAGCCCGAUGAGUUUGAUGGUUACCCAGAGAAGAACCUGCCCAAGAAGCACCCUGAUUUCCUGCGCGCCCGGGAGUACGGACCGCGCUUCUCCGAGGCCAACAGCUUCGAGCACGAGUACGGCACCAGGUGGAAGCAGCUGCACGAGCUCCACCGCCAAAAGGAGGAGGCCCUCAAGAAGGAGCUGGCUGCCGAGGAGGAGAAACUGGAGGCCCAGAUGGAGUACGCCAAAUACGAGCACGAGACGGAGCUGCUGCGCGAGCAGCUGCGGCAGCGCGAGCAGGACCGCGAGCGGCAGAAGCGGUCGUGGGAGCAGGCCGAGCGCGCCGCCGACGAGCGCCGCGAGCAGGAGCGCGCGCUGCUGCUGCGCCAGGAGGAGGACCUCACGCAGCGCAUGCGCCACCAGGACGACGAGCUGCGCCGCCGCCAGCAGGAGAACACGCUCUUCGUGCAGGCCCAGCGACUCAACUCAAUGUUAGAUCGCCAGGAGCAAGGCAUGUUCGACCAACAGCAGCCUAUGGAAGGAGGCUUCAGGGACGGAGGCUUCGACAUGCCCCCGCGCGGUUACGAUGACAUGCCGCAGGGCCGCGGCUGGGACAACCCGCGCCAAAUGGACGAUUUCCCUAACAAACGCCGACGAUUCUAAACACGCUGCUGCUGACAUGCGUUGCAACACUGUUGUCGCCGCUUGACACAUAUAUUCUUCAUCAUCUACGGUUAAAUUAAAUAUAAAGCGACCAAACAUCUUUAAACAUUUCCAAUACAAUUCGUAGCUUAGAACAUAGCUAAAAUUACUUUACUAAUCCCGGGAUAUGUUAAAUCCGCUGCGUAUAUUUAAUUUAAUCGCAGAUUUUUAGUGCACAGACUUCUGUGUCAUUAAUCUCUAAUAACUUAAGUAACUUGCGAUUAAAAGUUUUAAAUUGAAUGUAACUCGUAAGCGAAUUAUCGCGCGUUAGCAAUGCGAUAUAUUUUUUAUUUAGAAUGAAUGAAGGGUAUGAAUGCGAUACAUGUAUUGUAGAAUAAGAUAGAUCGUACUUUAGAAGCAUCUUAUGUAUUAAAUAAUGGAAUACUUAGACGGUUUCCGUUGCUGAAAUGCGACAUUACAUUAAAAUAUUCAGUAUUUUUCAUGAUAAAAGAUAACUUAGACACAGUACGUUAUGAAAUCUGUCAUCAUAAGCUACGCGCUUUUACAGGUGAUCGUUUAGUUUGCUAACAUGAAAUCCUUUUUCUUGCGCAUUAAUUAUAUUUCUUUAAAUUGAAAAGGUCACAAAUUUCUUCAUACGUAGCUAAAUCAUGCGGAAAUAUUAAUAUGAAUAAUUUAAAAACAAAUAAACACUAUGCCAACACAAGACCGUAUUUAGUCUGAAAAUAUAAAUAUGUUUUUGAAGUGAAAACUUCUUUAGCGGCGCUGUGCACCUUAAUUCGCGACUCGCGACAGGUCUCGUGACCGUAAGAUUCGUGAGACGUAAGACGGACACGUGACCUGAUCGGAACACUGUUACAAUGUCAUUGAGUUUUCACUUCUGCCGGCACUACCGGAGUGCAACCCGUUGUUUUUUUUCUAAUUUCCGGUUUUCCACUAUUAUGAAUUCAGUUAUCUAUGCUUGGUUCCUACCAAGGUUUGUAAAAAAGCUAUAAGUAAAAAAAAGUACAAAUUGCAGGUGCGUGUGAUGUGACCUACCGAUCAAAUAUUGGCAAUUUUGUAAUUUUUUAAACAUAACUUCUCAGACACUGCCUUUUCAUGCCUAAGCAUGAUUAAGAGUAGUUCAUUAUCUCUUUAAUUCAUAACUUUUAUGUUUUAUAUAAUAAAUAGUGCGGUUGCUAGACAAUUUGAAAAGUAGAUUUACUGGAUUGAGAGAUGUGACAGUGUGCGUGUGCUUUAAUUAGGUUACUAAAUAUAGAUAUUUUAACCCUUUAUCGCGUACUAUUCGAGUUAAUUCAUUGCAUAUUUCCAGGUUAGGUUUGUUAUAAGAUUUUAAUUUAAGCGUACUUUCUGAAACGUGUAUCGAUAAAGGGUUAAAUCUUGACAUUGAUUAUUUAUGAAAAUUAAAUAAAAGUCUACUUUAUAAUAAAUUACCACUUAAAUAUCACGAA
Messenger RNA from Cydia splendana, 3584 nucleotides. It is a transcript of the gene Psf, whose product is annotated as hrp65 protein-like. Lineage: Eukaryota; Metazoa; Arthropoda; Insecta; Lepidoptera; Tortricidae. Gene Ontology annotation, biological process: regulation of DNA-templated transcription. Bases 145 to 2136 code for a protein of 663 amino acids. The transcript is spliced from 11 exons. The record is from RefSeq and is a predicted model, not a curated record. Gene Ontology annotation, cellular component: nucleus. Gene Ontology annotation, molecular function: RNA binding.